Cuscuta campestris is the source of this 2249-nucleotide messenger RNA. The record is from the annotation of a GenBank genome assembly. Lineage: Eukaryota; Viridiplantae; Streptophyta; Magnoliopsida; Solanales; Convolvulaceae.
GGAUCCAAUUUUUCUCUCACUAAAGUUCACUCUUGAGAUAGAGUAAGAAAUAUAAUUCGGACUGAGGAGAUUUACCCGGUCUAGGUUAUACUUUGUGUUCUUGUUGUGUGUUUUAUAUUACGAGUCGAGUGUGUCCAGUUCAAACCCGGUUAACCCACCCCGCUAUAUUUACACCAUCAUUUUUGGCGCCAUCCGUGGGACAAGAAUUUUAAAGUUUUUUCGACCAGGUCAAAACUUUACCCCCACUAAAUAUCCACAAUCAUGUCUUCGAGCAACUACAACGCUGUGUCAAGUCAGGCUGCGAGUGAAAGCACUCCUGCCAUCCCAUUGAUGAUGUCGAGCAUGGGGACGACCUUUGCUCCGAUCACCACUGUAGGAUCGAUUGGCAUGAUCCCAAUCAUGUCAACCCCUACUCCUACGCCGACGACAACAAUGUUCCCAGGCUCGAUAACAACGCCUGGUGGAGCAUUCACACCGUACCCGUCAGCUUGGGCUCAGUUUGCUGCUGACCCGGCAAAUGCUCAGGCUCUACAGGGCUAUCAACAGGUGAUGGCUAUGAUGCAACAGGCAGGGGGCUUCAUGCCAUUUGCCUAUCCCGGCAUGACGCCACCAAUUAUGCCACCUCCGGUGUUGACCCCGACAGUGACCAAACAAAUGAGAUUUGUUGUGGUCGACAUCAAGUGUGUGCAUAAUGCCAUUCUGGGUAGGCCUGGGAUCAACCAGGUCAGGGCUAUUAUUUCCAUGGCACACUUAUGCAUGAAGUUUUACACUCCCAAUGGAAUCGGGGAGGAAAGGGGUGAUCAAAAGAACGCCCGGUCCUGCUACCUGGAAGCAGUCAAGAAGAUGACCCGCCAGUUCGAACAAAUUGAAUUGAUCUCCCAGCAGGUAGACAAGGGUGAGGAGAAGGCUAGGAUCGAGCCGGAUGCGAACACGGAGGAGAUCCAGAUUGAUGCCUCCAAUCCAGAGAGGAAGGUCAAAAUUGGGGCUGACCUUCAGGAAGAGCUAAGGACUGAGAUUGUCCAGGUGUUGACCAGCAAAGUCAAAGAUGGAAAACUUGAACAAGUGAUUGAUGAAACUGCUGACGUUGAAAUCCCGCUUGAAUUCAUGAUGCUUGACACAACAAUGCCUUCCUCCACCACCACCGCCGCCGCAACAACGGCGGAUCACGGCGAAGGGACGACCAUCUCCGCCCUCCACCCGGAGAUAAUUCGAACCCACUUAUUAACCAGACUCGACGGCCCGACUCUCGCCUCUGCCGGCGCCGCCUUUACAGAACUUCACGCCCUCUGUUCCGAAGAGAAUCUCUGGCGCCGACUCUGCCACUCCUCUUGGCCGUCGACCGCCGACCCGAUCGCCCGCCACGCCAUCUCCGCCUUCCCUUCCGGCCACCGCUCUUUCUUUUCCGACUCUUUCCCCACCAUCCAUCACCGCGGAGACUCUCUCCCCUCCCACCGUCCACCGGCGACAGAGCUCAUAUCCGCCGUGGACAUAUUCUACGGCGAAAAAUCGAUAUACUCAAAAGCCGUAGUCUCCGAAACCGUGUCCAAUUGGUUCUCGUCUUCCCCUUUCAGACUUGAGCUUCCCAACACAAAAGGGACGCCGAGAACUUUCCCCUGUGCGGCCGGGCAAGAAAAACUGACCCUGAGCUGGAUCCUGAUCGACCCGUCGGAGAAACGCUCCGUCAACGUAUCCAGCCUGAAACCCGUCGGAUUCCGGCAAAACUGCUUCACCGGAGACAUCGAGAUAAGGUUCGCCACGGUCUUGGAGGGAGGGGGCGGGGACUGGGUGCAGUUCAGCGUGGUGGUCACGUGCGAGGGGAAGGAGGGAGGGGAGGCGCACGUGCGGGAGGCGAGCAUGCAGGUGGAGGACAUGGAGGGGAAGAGCGUGAACGGGAAGGAGAGUUUGGUAACUAGAAUCAAGAUGAACUUGGAGCCAAUCUUGGAUGGUGAUGAGGACAAAGAGAUGUGCGUGGAAGCAAUUGAAUAUUUGAAUUGUUAUUUAUCAUUUAAAUACUCACUACUUUUAUGGGCUUGAAUCCCAAGUUUGUUCUGAAUAAUGACUUAAAAUUACAUAUUGUUUUUAAUUACUCUGAUGAAUGUUUGAAAUUAUAUUUUAAAGUAUUAGUUUUAAAUUGUUUUAAACACGAAUUGUGUUUGGAUACCAAUUUAGUGGCAACCCGGUUUGUUAGCUAAUGUAUUUGGGUUAUGCAGGUUGGAGUAUUACAGAUGGAAUGAAUUUGGACUUCAUUU